Messenger RNA from Kwoniella shivajii, 2190 nucleotides. RefSeq lists its product as uncharacterized. The coding region runs from base 1 to 2190 and encodes 729 amino acids. The transcript has 3 exons. The record is from RefSeq and is a predicted model, not a curated record. NCBI's taxonomy places the organism in Eukaryota, Fungi, Basidiomycota, Tremellomycetes, Tremellales, Cryptococcaceae.
AUGACUUUGCAACCCCCUCCAACACCUUGGAUCGGGUUACCUCGAUUCUCAGAUGAAUCACUCUUACUUGAUGCUCGACCUAUAUUCGACGUCAGUUUAGGUGAAGGUGACUAUGAUCCUGAAUGGAUUGAAGAUACACCCAAGGCAAAACUUAGAUCUUCGGACUCGAAAUCGAAGAAUGUGGAUGUGGAUGUGGAUGUGGAUGUGGAUGUGGAUGUGGAUGUGGAUGUAUCACUUGAUUUAGGUGAUUAUUUACCUGCUGAAGAUGAUGAAGCAAAUUAUACUAUAACCGAUGAAAGAGUCAUAGCAUCGCCACCUGAAGAGAGAGAACGCAUAGAGCAUAAAGGAGAUGAUAUGAAUACAACGACUUGGACGAAAGAAUCCGUACACAAGAGACAAGGAAGUCAAUCUCUUUUAGAUAAUAUAGUUUCGUCAAAGAAGACCAAAACCCGAUAUCCUACAGCCACCAUUCCCAAUCAACAGACAGAUGAUCUGUUCAAUAGAAGAUUGAGUGAUUCACUCCGUCGUUCCACAUCCAGCUCAAGUGUAUUAUCAACCUCGAUAAAUUCAAACUCUUCUUUCGACUCUCCGGCGAACAAGGAAAAAUCUACAUAUAAAGUACUUCAACUUCAACCUAUACCUAAAUCAUCAAUACCGAUACCAACUGCUAGCUCGAGAUUGAAAGCUUCCCUAAACACCGCGCCUGGGUCAGAGGCAUCAGCAAGUGGAGGAUUGGUCAAUGAAAUAGACGCCGGUAUACAAAAACAAACAUCGACGACAAGUCGUAUACCUCAAAAGAAAGAAAGUAAUUCAGCACUCUCCAGAUACCUUUCCAGUAAAUCGAUGGUUGUCCCUGCUCAUUCACGACAAACAUUCGUGGAGUAUAGUCAACAACCUAAUGAAGUUACUUCAAACAGUCCUAUGCCGACAAAGACGAUACCAGAUGAACUGAUCACCAUUGAGAUCCCUAUCGAAUCAACGCAAGGCAUUAUCGAUUCCUCAGAUGGUUCUCAAGAUAACCCACCAUUCUCACUCACGUCCGCCCCAUCCGAUGCUGCUUUAUCAAGCUCAACAAUCUCAACCACAAUCGAGGAAAGGAGUUCUUCGAGUAGAUCAUCAAUGUCUGAAAAAGUAGUUGGGUUCUUCUCGAGCUUGAUGAGAUCCACCAGCUCUAGCUCAUUGAAAGAAGAUAUCACUGUACGAGAAUCGAUGCUGGGAAACUCAGUCAGCAGUCAGAGAGGUGAAGAUGAAUGUGACAGUGAUUCGGCUGAACAAGAGCAUCAAGGAGAAGGCGAGGGUGAUGGUGAAGGUGAUGGUGUAACUCAUACAGAACCAGUCGUUGAGAGUAGAAUGAGAGGUCUCACCCAAACAUUUACGAAACCGACCCAUAAAUCAGCUAAACCCCUCACAGUACCAAUAACCAGACCAAUCCCAUUCUCAAGACAGCUCCACGUUCGCUCGAAUCGCAUACCGUCGAAAGAACCCAGUCAACCAAACCGACAUACUACUCAAAUCGCUAGUAAGAACCCCACGAUCAAAAUAAAACCUACAAUGGAUCGGGGUCGUAUACCACUUCAGUCCUCUCGCACUCCUAAUAUCCCAUCUUCCACAUCCACUUCAUCAACAAACCUUACCAAAUCAAAUCUUCCAUCGUAUUCACGCACAGCGAAAACAUCAGCAUUCGCGUCUGCUGCAGUGGCCAAACUUCCUCCACCUGGGAAAGGUCAUCUAACCUCCAAUUCAAGUCAACGUGUGACUGUCCAUCCAAUUGAGAGAGCCUCUAAUUUGAGCAGUAAGCGAAAUGUAUUUGAACGUCUAUCCACCUCUACCUCUACUUCUACUUCCACCACUUCUUCUUCAUCAACAACAACAAAAUCAAAUACAAAUGCCGGUUCAACAUUGAAUUCAAUUACAGCAAAAUCAACUCAUCCUGCUAAAGCAUCGAACAUCAAUAAUGGUCAGAAAUUAACGAUACCUAUGACAGGUCAUACACCUGGUAAAGCAAGUAACCUUCGUGCAGUUCAAAGAGCAAAAUUCGAUGAAAUCACCAAAGCUAAUCUUGCUGAAAGAGAAAAAUUUCAGAUGGAACAACAAAAGAAAAAGGAUGAACAAUCAGAAGAAGAAUAUCAAAGGAAAAGAAAAGAAACUGUUAUAUGGACAAAACCAGUCCCUGAGAUGUAUAAGCGAUAA